This is a messenger RNA of Cephus cinctus (wheat stem sawfly), 3848 nucleotides long. RefSeq lists its product as uncharacterized. Lineage: Eukaryota; Metazoa; Arthropoda; Insecta; Hymenoptera; Cephidae. The coding region runs from base 3365 to 3568 and encodes 67 amino acids. The record is from RefSeq and is a predicted model, not a curated record. The transcript has 4 exons.
UUUGCGUUCAGGAACCUUCUUCCCUGAGACCCCUCAUCUCUUCCCCCGCUAGCUGUACAAUUUCAAAUUUAAGUAAAUAUUCGAGGACCUUCUGAGUCACUCGGCGAUGGUACACCGAUACAGUAGCUGGCGCCCAAGUUCUUAUUUUUGUGUUAUAUUUCGUACCGGAAAGCCCUCCCUGCUCCCCCUGUCCCCCUACACCCCUUCCCAAUGACCAGUUUAAAGAUCUCCGACACCGCAUGCUCCCAAGCGAGCACCCGAGUGUAUUGUUUUAACUGCGUGCCUAGUUUAGUAUUGCGUGUUUUAAAUAUUCGCUGAUGUGUUUUCUUUUCUUUUCUUUUCCGUUAUCUUUGGAGCUUAUUUUCUUUUCUGUUCAUCUUUUUAUCCGCAUUGUCUAUUAAUUACAUUUUGUCACAUAUAUACCGCGUUCCCUUUCUUUUCGUGUUCCGUCCCUUUCGCGAUAGCCGUGUUUAAGAGACCCUCGGUGGAAAUAACCACCCAGUACGUCACAAUAUAUAAAUUACUCUGGACGAAAUGAAAUCGAAAAACCAUACAACACGAUAGAAGCAAAACCUCGGAGGAUGUUCAAAAUCCAUAUGACGAUUCUAAAGCGUGACAUAAAUAACAAGGUCUUCGAGGAAGAAAAUAAGCCAAGCACAUCAUAUAUACUCUUUUAUAUUUAUAUGCAUUGUGACAUGGUAGAUUUUACUCCGUCAGGUCGUCGGUGGGAACUGUAGUGGUACGAGGGAAAACGCGAAAUUAGAAAUGAAUCCAGGCAAGAUCCCACCACCUCAAGGGCCCGCGCUGUUAUGAAUUUGCUAUUUCUGAUUUUGUUGUUUUAUUUUUACUAUGUCCCAUGCCGGGAAUAUUAUAUUCGCUGGCUUACCAAAUCUCGAGAAGACCCAGCGAGGAAUCAUCAACGUAAGAGGAACCAGGACGAAAGGCUGAGUGACGUCAGGGUGCCAGCGGGGCCCUAGGUGCGCGCGCUGUUGCUUACCGCACCAAUCACCUCACGACUAGGAUCAACUCUAUGCACGAUAUCACCCGAGUUACAUGAACUGGUCUACGCGUACCGAGUAACUAGCAGAGAUCUACGAACGACGGAGCACCUCCAACGCACCACAACCCGUGAAGGAAGCCCGCCGCUAUCGACAACAGGAACGAAGACUCGCGAACUGAGAAUCCGGGGACCCCUGGUGAACCGUUGCGAAUUCCUAUGGGACGCAGGAGUUCAUCGCGGAACAGCCUGUUAGCGCUGUUCCCAAAUUGUAUGUAUUGUCGCGAAGACACACUUUGAUAUUGGCGCAUAGUGUCAUAUUGGCGAUUUUUGAUUGGGGCCGAAGGACCAAUUAGAAGUGGUUACGAAUAAGGGAAUGGAUGAUGGUCUUAGGUGCUGCCGAUUACGAUUAAAAAGGAAGGCUAAUUCCUUCUUCUUGCCUGGACUGUCGACAACGCAAGUCGUCUUUUUGAGCCGUUUCGGUUUUUUCGGGGGUUGAAGUCUGAGGAGAAUCAGGAGGUUGAAGAAACGAGGUCGUGUUUUCGAAGUGUCGCGAUUAGAUCGCGUUAUAUUGUAGAAUCGACUGAUGUAUUGAAAUUGUAUGUAUUUGAAAAGUAUAGCGAAUUGUUCGAAAGUAUGUAUGGAAUUUUGAAAUGUCGAAAUUGUAUCGAAUCGUGCGAAAAUAUUUAUUGAAUUCGGGAAUGUGAAAAUUAUAUCGGAUUAUACGACCGUAUUUAUUGAUUUGUAUAACUUUGACUGCGCGGAAUAGAUCGUAAAAAUUGUUCACAGAAAUUUAGUAUGACACUAGUUAGAAAUAAAAAUGACAUCAUUUUUGGCGCUUUAGACCCUCACAACUUUUGUGAACGAUUUUUGGUGUUUUAGUCGCGAUCUUAUUGCGUUUGCUAUUUAUUUCCGAAAUUGGUGAGUUUGAAAGUUUUGUACACGCGUAGGCGCAUUAAAAGUUGACGCACGAAAUAAAGACUGAUUUUGUUAUUGUUGACCCAAAAAGCCGAUGUAUUAUUUUUGUUGGCGCUGUCCUUGAUUUCAAAGAUCCUCGACGCCUCCGCGUAGCUAAGGUUAGCCAAGAGAGGCACGAAUGACCGAUUUGUCCGUGGUUCCCGUUUGGAAUCUGGCACCUAACAACAGGAUUGUUAGUUAGAGUUUAGGAUAUGUUAACCCCGGGUUGCCUGGAACGCGAAGGAAUCGCAUAAGUUGUGCGCCGGUCAGUCUCACAUCUCCCGACGAGACUCGAUUGUAAAAAUACAUAUACGCCGUACCAUAUGAUAUGUUUAAUGUUAGAAAUAAUUAUAUGUAGAGUAUGAAUGAGGAAACAUGUAUAUGAAUAGUUAUUAUAUUUAAUUAAAUAUGAAUUAUUACACGGAAGCAAUGAUUAUAUAAAAGAUUUCUUGGUUAAAAUUUGAAUCCAAUUUGUAUAUUUAAUUUCUGGGUAAAAUAUAUGUAUUUUUUAUUUCACUAAUAUGAUAAAAAUUAAAUCUAAUUAUUUAUAAUGUUGAGAAACAUUAUAAAACUAGUUGGAAAUUGGCGAGAACAUUGGCGAAAACAUGUCCACUUUGUUUUUUUGUCUGGUCUUCGACUAAGAUCUGACAAUUAUAUACUAAAAUAGGAAUAACUAAGAUAUUCUCGAUGAAAAUCACUAGUCAAUAAUUACGUAGUAUUUUCUAGUGAGAUUUCUACUUGGACGAGUGGUCAACUAAUAAUGAUCUAAAUAGACCUAAAAAUGAUGGCCUUGUCACGUGCCGUGCCUUUUUGAACUUGGAUCUCGCACACACAUAUAUGCAAUAGAGAAACCACGCGAUCUCGGAGAUGCCGACUCCAGCAAUAUGUGAGGAAGCUAGCUUCCGGUCUUAUCGCACCAAGAACGUGCCGAAACGUGUGAACUGAAAAUUCCAGGAUUCACGCGAGCGGGUAAAACCGCUAAAUUAGUAAGAUUUGCCCCUACCUGUCCACCUACUUUCAGCAGAAAGUAGGAUGGAGCAGGGAAGGCAAAUUAGUCUCUAGAUAUACACCAGAGCGCAUAGUUCGGGCUGGAAUAGCUCCUCACAAAUUGCAUCGCGCGGCGGCUAUCAUUCUCACGGGAAUUCCGCGUACUGUUAUCUAUCGCCGUUUGUAAGUCGAUUAAGACGUAUCGAACCCUACGAGUUGCACGCGUAGCGUAUUAGUCAAUGUGAGUUUAGAUAGUAGUAUUCUGAUUUUUGAGACAAACAAUAUUGUCGUGUAGUUUAAGUGAUUACCAAAGUGAAGGAUCCCGAGUCAUGAGAAGAAGAAUUGCCAACACCAAGGCAGCGUGGGCGUCUAACGUUGCACGCCGAAUAAACGUAUGAGAAAAGAAGAAGCAGAAAAACAAAAAUGCCUGUCGGUGGCCGCGUCGCGGGAAAAGUUGGAAUCUAUAAUUCCCACUACAAUGGACGCAGCCAUAGUGGAAUAAAUGAAGAGAUCAUCUGGAUCAGCAUCGGAAUGGGAAUUACAAUAGCGUUAUUGAUCACUAUAGCACUGUGCUACAUCGCACGUGAAAAGUGUCGAAAACGGCAUGAAAAUUAUUUCAAUACCUGACAUUUGAUUCUGCCGCCUUCAUGGGCGGCGCCACUAAUGCCGCCAGCAAGGAUUUUUACCAGCCGGACACAAUCCAACAGCAGUCCACGGGUGUAUUAUAUAACAGUUUAACAUCAAUCUAAUGAACAAUGGCAUAGUGGUGCAAUUUCAACGCGACGAAAUCUAUCACAGGAUGAGGUGGCAAAAUUAUGGACCAAGUAUACAAAAAGUACUCUUCAUUUACUUUCUAAUAUAUUACAAACCCACACUGAGGAAAAUAAAAAUGUUAUCUAUCACUUCA